Messenger RNA from Caenorhabditis briggsae, 753 nucleotides. RefSeq names its product Protein CBR-PAS-7 (gene Cbr-pas-7). Bases 1 to 753 code for a protein of 250 amino acids. Gene Ontology annotation, cellular component: nucleus; proteasome core complex, alpha-subunit complex; proteasome core complex. The record is from RefSeq and is a predicted model, not a curated record. The transcript has 3 exons. Gene Ontology annotation, biological process: ubiquitin-dependent protein catabolic process. Lineage: Eukaryota; Metazoa; Nematoda; Chromadorea; Rhabditida; Rhabditidae.
AUGAGUUCCAUCGGUACUGGCUAUGAUCUCGCCGCCUCGACAUUCUCUCCAGACGGAAGAAUUUUCCAAGUCGAGUACGCUCAGAAAGCUGUUGACAAUGCGGGAACAAUGAUCGCAAUCCGCGGCAAGAACGGAAUUGUGAUGGUUGCUGACAAAGUUAUCUCCUCCAAGCUUUACACUGAUAAUGCCAACCCAAGAAUGUUCAAUGUUAACGACAACGUUGGUGUCGGAGUCGCUGGAAACUACCCAGAUGGCUUCUCACUGAAAAACUACGCCUAUGGAGAGGCCAUGAAGUGGCUGAAAGACUACCGCGAGCCAAUGCCAGUGCAGAACAUUUCCAACGCUGUCGCUGAAUACAUCCACAUUCACACCCUUGGUAUCAGUCGUCCUUUCGGAGCUGGAGCCUUCUUCGUCGCCUGGAACAAGCAAUCCGGUGGCCGUCUUUUCCUUGUAGAGCCAUCUGGCCUAAACUACGAGUAUAAGGCCUGGGCAGUUGGAAAGCAUCGUCAAGCCGCGAAAGCUGAAAUCGAGAAGCUCAAGAUCGAUGAACUCGAUAUGCAACAGUUGGUGAAGGAAGCCGCUCGGAUUAUCAUGGCUGUUCGUGACGAGAGCAAGGACAAGAACGUGCAAAUCGAAAUGGGGUGGGUCGGAGAGCACACCAAUGGAAAAUACGAGGAGGUGCCUGAAGACGUUGUCACCGCUGCUGAAGAGUGGGCCACCGCUAAGCUCGAUGAGGACGACAUGGAAGAUUGA